Messenger RNA from Andrographis paniculata, 2164 nucleotides. Its product is annotated as dihydrolipoyllysine-residue acetyltransferase component 3 of pyruvate dehydrogenase complex, mitochondrial-like. The coding region runs from base 186 to 1856 and encodes 556 amino acids. Gene Ontology annotation, molecular function: dihydrolipoyllysine-residue acetyltransferase activity. The transcript has 19 exons. Gene Ontology annotation, cellular component: pyruvate dehydrogenase complex. Lineage: Eukaryota; Viridiplantae; Streptophyta; Magnoliopsida; Lamiales; Acanthaceae. The record is from RefSeq and is a predicted model, not a curated record. Gene Ontology annotation, biological process: pyruvate decarboxylation to acetyl-CoA.
AUAUUCAACAAAUAGCGGCCUCCUUUUCGGGCCCAUCUCUUCUUCUCUGUGUCGUGCCCUUCUCUUCUCUUCUCUUCGCUCGAUUUCAAUUCACAAAAGAAACCUUCUCACUCGUUUGUAUACACACAUAUAUUGGCCAUCUUAAGGGAUUUGAUCUUUGUCUGGUGUGACCUCGAGAUUCCGACAUGCCGCCCGCUGCUCGAAUUCUCCAUCACGCUAAGAAGUUCCAACAAGCACGUAAUGCUUUACAAAGUCAUGGACUUUCUGUACGGUGGUUUACAAAUGAUGCGAGGCCAUUGACUGAUAAAAUAGACUAUAUUUCAAGGCCUAGACCUCUUGGUAGUGGACCUGGGGAUAAGAACAGCAUUCCAAAAAGCUUCAAUGGAGGCAUUUCUAAUCUAUGCUGUUCGUCAGCUGAAGGAACCAUGAUAACCGGGCUGGGAAGGAACCAGGGAAGUUUUUUUUGGACUGCAAGGAAGGGUAAUGCACCAACAAUCGGCGCAUUAUACAACAGUCAACCACUGUAUUUGGCCAGAAGCUUUUCAUCCAAUUCAGAUCUUCCACCACACCAAGAGAUUGGAAUGCCCUCACUCUCGCCUACAAUGACAGAGGGUAACAUUGCAAAGUGGCUGAAGAAAGAGGGUGACAAAGUAGCUCCUGGGGAAGUACUCUGUGAAGUGGAAACGGACAAAGCAACUGUGGAGAUGGAGUGCAUGGAGGAAGGGUAUUUAGCAAAAAUUUUGCGCGAGGAAGGAUCAAGCGGGAUUAAAGUUGGAGAGAUAAUUGCCAUAACUGUUGAAGAGGAGGAGGACAUUGCAAAAUUUAAGGACUACACACCUUCAGCUUCUGGUGCUGCAUCCUCACCCGCACCUGAAAAACCCUCUGCUCGGGCUCCACAAAAAGAAGAAUCUGCACCAGCACCUGCUGCUGUGCCUGAGGCCAAAGCACCAAAACCUAGUGCUCCAUCAGCGGGUGGAGAUCGUAUUUUUGCCAGUCCUCUUGCUAGGAAACUUGCGGAAGAUAAUAAUGUAUCACUUUCAAACAUCAAGGGAACUGGUCCCGGGGGGCGCAUUGUGAAGGCUGAUAUCGAAGAUUAUCUAGCUUCACCUGGUAAGGCUGCUCCUAAAUCUGAUGCUGCUGCUAUUUCUACUUCUCUGGAUUACACCGACAUUCCACAUUCGCAAAUUAGAAAGGUGACAGCAUCGCGAUUGUUGCAAUCAAAGCAAACAAUCCCACAUUAUUAUCUUACUGUAGAUACAUGUGUUGACAAGCUUAUGGAACUGCGCAGCAAGCUGAACACAUUGCAAGAAUCUUCAGGCGGGAAAAGGAUUUCCGUCAAUGAUCUUGUGAUUAAGGCUGCUGCAUUGGCUCUUAAAAAGGUUCCUCAAUGUAACAGUUCGUGGACAAACGACUACAUCCGCCAGUUUCACAAUGUUAAUAUCAACGUCGCUGUCCAAACAGACAAUGGAUUGUAUGUUCCUGUGAUUAGGGAUGCUGACAAGAAAGGUUUAGCGACAAUUUCCGAUGAAGUUAAGAUUCUAGCUCAGAAAGCCAAAGAAAACAGCUUGAAGCCAGAAGAUUACGAGGGUGGGACGUUCACAGUGUCGAACUUAGGAGGUCCGUUUGGAAUCAAGCAAUUCUGUGCCAUAAUCAACCCCCCUCAGGCAGGCAUUCUAGCCGUUGGAUCAGCUGAGAAACGGGUUAUUGCUGGCGCCCGACCUGAACUUUAUAACUUUGCAUCGUUCAUGACUGUGACACUAAGCUGUGAUCAUCGUGUCAUCGAUGGCGCCAUCGGAGCAGAAUGGCUCAAGGCCUUCAAAGGCUACAUCGAGAAUCCAGAGUCUAUGCUGCUUUAAACCGGUUUUGAAACUGACAUUUUCCUUCCAAUUCUUUUCUGUAGUUUUACAGAUUGAUGAUUAUGUAUGCUUGUUCGAAGCAAAUGUUGUUUUGACAUGGUUUUCACGGAUGCUCUGUUGGGAACUUGGUCGAAGAGGGGAACAUAGUCCUUUUUUCCUGUUUUUGAAUAAUAGGUGCCCCUUGCUUAGGCAAUGAAUGUCCCAAGUUCCCUGAGGUUGAGAUUUGAAUUGAAUUGCCAAGGAUUUUCUUUGCCAUAUUGAAGAUACAUAUCCUGGAAAUAAAAUUUUCUUAUCCAUCUUUUGAACUA